This is a messenger RNA of Laetiporus sulphureus 93-53, 2325 nucleotides long. RefSeq lists its product as uncharacterized. The annotation marks the transcript as partial. NCBI's taxonomy places the organism in Eukaryota, Fungi, Basidiomycota, Agaricomycetes, Polyporales, Laetiporaceae. The record is from RefSeq and is a predicted model, not a curated record. The transcript has 6 exons.
CAGAUCGCGGAGGCGCACACUCGCCUCCAGCAGCAGGAGCAACAACUCUCGGAGGCGAACGCUGCCCUUCAGGCACGGGAGAAGCAGCUCACGGAGGCGACCGUUGACCAUGCAGUGCGGGAGAGGCAGAUCGCGGAGGCGCACACUCGCCUCCAGCCGGAGCAGGAGCAGGCACUCGCGAAGGCAAACCCUGCCCCUCAGGCACGGGAGGAGCAGAACUCUGCCCUUCAGGUGCUGAAGGAACAACUCGCGGAGGCCCGCGCUAGCUUCGACCAACAGGAGGAGCAACUCGCGGAGGCAAACGUUAAACUUGCGACGCAGGACGCAUAUAUCGUGGAAAGCGACGCUCGCCUCCAGCAGCAGCAGCAGCAGCUACUCGCGAAGGUGAACGCUGCGCUUCUGGCAGUGGAGAAGAAGGCAAAAGCUGCCCUUCAUGCACGGGGGAAGCAACUCGCGAGGGCAAACGCUGAACUUAAGACGCGAAACGAAUUCGAAGUGAGGUGGAAGCAGCAACUAGCGAAGGUGAACGCUGCCCUUCAAGCACAGGAGAAGCAACUCGCGGAGGCGAACACUGCCCUUCAAGCAAAAGGUGUCAAGAUUGAAACACUCACCGAGGAAAACCGGAAGCUUAUGGAGAACUCUGGCGAUCGAAAAUCCAUUGAAGAAGAAAGGAGACGGCCAAUGAGACAGAGUAAGGCUAAGGAUGCUUCCAACUCGACUGUGGACAAGACUCCGUAUCUUCCGCGCGCCUUUCCUCCAUCCAUCCUCAAAUCCGUGAAUGAUCCAUCAGCGACGGAGGCUGAAGACGAGUACGAUGAAUCAUUAAUUGACUACGAAGUCGAACUGGAAAUGGAUGACAUCAACGGUCAUGCAGAGGUCACUUACGAGCAUGAUAUUGGGAGGACGCCUAUCAAUCCAGACGAAGAAGAGCUUGACUAUUACGACGAAGACGAAGAGUCGGCAUCACGCUCAGGUCAGGUGGGUCAAGCUGCUGUCUAUGAUCACGGACGAACACCGAGUCCGAUGGAGCGCCCCUGCCUGCAGUCAAUAUCGCCUGGACGCUUCCGUGAAGUGUCACUGCUGCGGACGCCAUCACCACCACGGGCUUCCUCAUCUGCUCGCGCAGGGAAAUUGCCUAAGAACCAUCGCGACUAUCGUCCACCAUCUCUACCGGCCACGCCUCCGCCCCUUGGCCGUUGCUCGUGCGCGCUCGCGAUCUUUUUCUCCUCGCCUGUCGGCCUCUCGUCGCUAGAACGUCCACUCGCAUCUGGUCCACUUUCACAGCUUCGCCGUUCUGAACGGUUGCGCAUUCGGUCACAAUCGCUACGGGCGAUACCGUUUCAUGCAAGGCGCAAUGCCGACCUUCCGCAGACACCUCCACCGAUGCCUUCGCGAAGCUACACCGGCCUACAGGCCCGGCUCAGUCCAUUAGAGUCAAUCAGAUCACCGUCGCCAGUUCGCCUCCGCGCUUCUUCUCUCACUCUGGCACACAGCCGCUCGCCAAUCCAUGAAUCUCGUCCACAGGUACUUGAACGGCUUUCGUCUCCAUCGGCGGGCGAUUUGCGGGCGGAAGAAGUGUCGAACAGAGACUUCUCGGAGGAUGAAUUGGACAUACAGAACCUCUUUCCGCACAACAUACCGAUUCAAUACGAGUAUCCUGUCGUGGAACCUCUCUAUCCUGAGGAACAGGACUGGCUUGGAAGGAUGUACGAACAACUUGAAUGGGCCGAUGACUACAUGAAUCGUUUCAUGGUCGAAUCCCGGCAAGCAGGAGAACUCGCGUGUCCUAAAAUCUUCGUGGGGGGGAUUCUGCUUGACAUUGCUCUGAAGAGAUUCUGGCGUCUGGCUAAGAGCAUCCGCAUCCUCGCUUGCGCACGUUUCGGCUACUAUCUGUUCAUCAAGAUGAUGCGGAAUGACGCGGUUUCUUUCUGCGAUCUUGAAGAUGCACUAGAGGAGGAUCUGCUCGAUCUGUCGCAAUGGGACCUCUAUAUCAGGCAAUGGAACGAGUACAACCAAUGCUUCCGACCUUAUCAUCACAUGCUUGUUAAAUUAUUGUAUCCAAAGAGACCAGAAACAGUCGCAUUUGAAGUACGUGACGAGCAGGGCUAUGUCCUCGUUCCUAUCCUACGAAAGUCCUAUCAAGCCCAAAAGAAAACUCUACGUGAAGGCGUUGCAAAGACGCAACAGUAUAUUCAAACAGAAGGGGAAGCGGACAUUCGGGCUGAACAAGAGGCAAGGAUACUGCUGACGCGCCUGUCAGUGCACAGACCAUCUCUUCCGACCAAGGCAACGACAUCAUUUUGGGUGCUCGACUUGCCGGCAUGA